ACGUUUCUCUAAAUAGAUGGUGAAAGACAUUGGUUUCAAUGUGUACCGUAUUCUUCCAGAUGCAGUUGGAAAGUAAACACUGUAGGAUGGCCCUUUUGCUGUGAAAUAUAUAUUAGGACUAAUAUAUAUCUGGACAUUUUUCUUCAUAGGGACAAAACCUCCAAAAAUCAUCGAAUCACCGAAAAUGUUUGCUGAACAGAAAAAUAGAGUCUGAAUUCCAUAUCCAUAGGUUCUGCAUCAUCAUCAAAAGCAACAUUUGAAUUUGCCACUCAUUAAGGUGAUGGGUAAACACACACUGUUGUAACAUCCACUCAUUUCACCAUUCCUCAAUCUCCGCAGCAUUCAGGUUGUUUGCUGAAUUACUUCUUGUUUGUCCACUGCUUGUGUUGUUUGCACCUUUUUGUCGCAGUUGAAAAUGCCUCCCACAAAGCAAUUAAGUGGCCAAAGCAAUCCCUCGAAGGCUAAGAGGGAGCGCAAAGUGCUGACACUCAAUGAGAAAAUACAAAUCUUGGAUCUUCUGAGAGACGGCAUGUCGCUGGCUGCCGUGGGCCGAAAAGUCGGGAAGAACGAGUCCAGCAUCCGCACAAUCAAGCAGAAAGAAGCCGAAAUCCGGGCGAGAGUGAGUGCUGCCCCGACCAUGGCCAAAAUGGUCUCCCUGGUCCGUGAUAAAGUGCUUGCGAAGGUCGAGAAAGCGCUAAGUGUGUGGCUGGAGGACAUGGCGCAGAAGCGCAACCCCGUCGACGGCAAAAUCGUGCGCGAGAAAGCACUUUGCCUCUACGAACUCUACCAGGAGGGUGUCGAGGAGAGCGAGAGGAAGGAGUUCAAGGCCAGCAAGGGGUGGCUGGCCAGCUACGUCAAGCGCUAUGGCCUCAAGAACUUAUUGAUCUGCACCCCUGUAUCCGGUUACGAGGGUCAGCCAACGCCAAAGGAAGGGAUGAAGAGAGUUGUAAAAAUGGAAGACCCAGAGCCAACCGGGUCCCAGUUGCGGGAAGGCUUGGAGAGGGUUGGAGAAGGACUCCGCGUCGUCCAAGUGGAGGACAUUGGGGAUUAUUUAAAAGAGGAAGUGGACAAAAGUUUGUCGAAGUAUUGGGAAUCCCAGUGGCAGGAGUUCCUCUGGACAGUGCAGUCUUCCUGCAAUGGAAAUUCGGUCUCCCCUGAUGUUGUGCCACAUGGCAAUGGUCCACUUUGUGCAAGAGAUGGUCGGCAACGAGACAAACAUCAGAGAGUUCGGGCUUCUCCGUGCCUUGAAGAGACUAGUCCAGAGGUCUGCAACACAAAGCAUGGACUAGAUGAAGGCAAUUGCAACAAAGUGGAAAAGGAGGAGGACAUGGGGAGCACCGAGGCAGACCGGCAAUGCUUCCGGCAGUUCGGCUACCGGGAAGCCGAGGGCCCUCGGGAAGCCUUUUGCCGCCUCUGGGAGCUUUGCCACCAGUGGCUGAAGCCCGAAAGGCACACAAAAGAACAGAUUCUGGACCUCCUGAUCUUGGAGCAAUUCCUGUCCAUCCUGCCUGAGGACGUGCAGGCCUGGGUGAAGGAGAACGACCCCGAAACAUGCUCCGAAGCUGUGGUCCUGGCGGAGGAUUUCCUCCUGAAGCAGCAAGCGGAUGAGCCGCAGGCCCAAAUGGUCCCAAUGCCGUUCCAUGUGGCGACGGUGAACCUUCCUGUUGCUGAAAAGGCUCCUGCAGAAAACAAACAGAGGAACACACAGCAGGACCUUGAGGAAGGUGGGAAAGGCCCUACGGAUCGCUCUCCAGGAGCUACAGACAUGUGGGAAUGCAUGCCACAAAAAAGAGCCCGACUCCAGAGCCCAGUGGUAAAUAUUGCCAACCAAGGCCAUGCUAACUGCUUGGAGGCCAAGCCUAUAGAGAACAGGAUUCAGGGAUCUGCUUCCAGCAAAAGAGGCAACCUUCCCAAAACCUCCUGCCUGCAAAGAGCUCAAAAGGCCAAAAGUCACCAAAGCUGCAACUUGUGUGGAAAAGGCUUCAGCUUCAACGCAGCGAGCACCCACCCAGGAGAGAAACCAUACAGAUGCAGUUACUGCCGGAGGAGGUUCAACCAAGCCAAAGUCCUCGUUCAACAUCGAGGGAUUCACACGGGAGUGAAGCCAUACAAGUGUUCAGACUGUGGAAAAAGUUUCCGCCUGAGCCUCCAACUUGUCCGGCACCAAAAGACCUGCUUCGACUGUAGCUAGCCCUUGCUAGAAACAUCAAAGACAAGGUCCUUGACAGAGCUAUGAAUCUCAUAAAAGUGCUGAAUCAGGUGCAUCGUACAAGGACCGAGCUCCCGAUAGAAUCCUAGAGUUGGAAGAGAACUCCAAAGGCCAUCUAGUCCAACCCUAUUCUGUUAGAGAGGAAAAGCACAAUCAAAGCACUGCUGCCAUCCUCCUGGAAAGGUUCUAUUUCAGCCAUGGGCAAACUUUGGCCCUCCAGGUGUUUUGGACUUCAACUC
Molecule: messenger RNA, 2448 nt
Organism: Anolis sagrei ordinatus
Lineage: Eukaryota; Metazoa; Chordata; Lepidosauria; Squamata; Anolidae
Product: zinc finger protein with KRAB and SCAN domains 3-like
Molecular function (GO): DNA binding
Source: RefSeq, a predicted model, not a curated record